This is a messenger RNA of Mus pahari (shrew mouse), 1137 nucleotides long. It is a transcript of the gene Csn1s1, whose product is annotated as casein alpha s1. Lineage: Eukaryota; Metazoa; Chordata; Mammalia; Rodentia; Muridae. The coding region runs from base 1 to 708 and encodes 235 amino acids. The record is from RefSeq and is a predicted model, not a curated record. The transcript is spliced from 22 exons. Gene Ontology annotation, cellular component: extracellular region. Gene Ontology annotation, biological process: response to 11-deoxycorticosterone; response to dehydroepiandrosterone; response to progesterone.
AUGAAACUCCUCAUCCUCACCUGCCUCGUGGCUGCUGCUCUUGCUAUGCCCACUCAGCAACAGCAAAGCAGCAGUGAGGAAAUGGUUAAACCAACAAAGCAUCUCAACCUAAAUGAGCAGAGAGCACUUCUGACAGAACAGAAUGAUGAAAUCAAGGUAACUAUGGAUACAGCAUCUGAGGAAUCUGAGGAAGCUAUUCCCAAUAUCACUGAGCAGAAAAACAUUGUAAAUGAAGACAUAAUCAACCAGUGCACCCUGGAACAGCUUCAGAGUCAGUUUAAGUACAACCAACUUCUCCAGCAAGCUUCCCUGUUUCAGCAACUUCUCCUGGCUCAGCAACCUUCCCUGGCACUGCAAGCUUCCCCAGCACAGCAACCUUCCCUGGUACAGCAAGCUUUCCUGGCACAGCAAGCUUCCCUGGCACAGAAACAUCAUCCAAGACUGAGCCAGGCCUACUACUAUCCGCAUAUGGAGCAGCCUUACAGAAUGAGUGCAUACAGCCAAGUUCAAAUGAGACAUCCUAUGAGUGUAGUGGAUAAGGCACUGGCCCAGUUCUCUGUUCAGCCCUUCCCUCAAUUCCUCCAGUAUGAUGCCUAUCCUGUUUGGGUUAACUUUCCACAAGACAUGCAGUACUUUACUCCUGAGGCCGUCCUUAACACCUUCAAGCCCGUUGUCCCCAAGGAUACUGAAAAAACCAAUAUGUGGUGAGAUAUUAAGACAUCUCUCAGGAACUCCACAGAUAUAACUUUUGAUGUGACUGGAACCUCCAUUCUCUAUCCUCCUCGCAUCUCUCUAUUCAUCCUAUGGAGCCUCCAUCUUACCUAAAGGCUUGACUGCUAUUUAAGAGUAGAAAAAACACCAUAUAGAGGCCAAUGAUUCACCUUGCAUUAUCUACUGCAUUUUGGAUGGCAUAGCAUCCUUCCUUAAGCUAACCUUUCCUAAACAGAUUCUUUUUUCUAAAUUCCAGCUGCAUCAUUUGAGCAGAAAGAAUCAAGGACUUUAGCAAGUUUCUAUUAUGGAAAAUUUGUUUUAAAAGUCUUUAAAUGGAUUCUUGCAAAAAUGUUAUCAUUUUGGGUAAUUGUGUGUAGUAACUGAGAUUGUCUUGUUCCCCUUUUCAAUAAAUUACAUUUUAAGGCA